AUGGAUAUAGCCAAAAAGUUCGAAAAUGCUUCCUCCGGCGAAGUGAUCAAAUGCAUAGACAUGCACACAACAGGUGAACCAACCAGGAUUGUAUAUGCAGGAUUUCCUCAACUCCACGGAACCCUCCUGGAGAAGCGUGACCAAGCCAAGAACAAACACGACAACAUCCGGAAACGCAUCAUGCUCGAGCCGCGAGGCCAUUACGAUAUGUACGGAGCGAUUAUCAUCACAGACACGGAACUCGUCCAAAGCGGAGAGGCCCACAUAGGUACCCUCUUCACGCAUAAUGGGGGGUUUUCGACUAUGUGUGGUCAUGCCACUAUUGCACUAGGUCGGUUCCUCGUUGAUACCCAUGACUUGACGGUAUUUCCGAAAAGAAAUGAAUUAAAGAUCGACUUGAAGAGUCAGCAAGUUGAAGUCAAAAUCCAUGCUCCUUGUGGGCUGGUUCGUGUUACUGUGCCUACCUCUGCGGAUGGAAAAGAGUCUGACCCUUCGCGUCCGGUAACCUUCGUCUCGACGCCUGCUUAUGCUGCCGCGAUCGGUCUUGAGGUUCCGAUUCCUGAGAAUCUGAGGUGGCCUCAGCUUGCCGGGCAAGACUCGAUUACCCUAGAUAUCUCCUACGGUGGCGCGUUCUAUGCACUGAUUGAUGCUCGUGAGCUUGGGUUUGACGGCCUGAGCAAAGUCGAUCUGACAUCUAUUGGAAAUGUAAUCAAGGGUCUCAAGGCUUACUUGAUAACUCAACCGGAUGUUGUUCAGGCUUUGCAGCACCCUGAAGAUCAACGGUUGUCUUUCCUUUACUCCAUCAUGGUAGUGGACCAGAGUAUUGGAUCGAGGCCACCAGGCGUGGAUGGUGCAGAGACUGGUCUUUGCUUCUUCGCUGAGAAUCAAAUCGAUCGAUCUCCGACUGGUUCUUGCGUCACUGCUCGCAUGGCUCUUGCCCAUGCGAAGGGUAUUAGGCCAUGCAAUCAAUUUUGGGCUUAUAAUUCGCUUGUAUCUAAUCAUUUUGAUACUGGCGCUUUUACUGCUUCCAUUGUUGAGGAGGGAAUUAAGAUACAAGGAGAGAAUGGUCCAGAAAGACAGGCAGUCGUGGUUCGUGUUGAAGGGCAAGCAUAUUAUACCGGUGCUCUGAGCUUCAUUGUUGAGAAGGAUGAUGUGACCAGCGAGAGUGGGUUUACUAUGGGAGGUUGUGCACAAUGGGACAUUUGA
Molecule: messenger RNA, 1206 nt
Organism: Penicillium soppii
Lineage: Eukaryota; Fungi; Ascomycota; Eurotiomycetes; Eurotiales; Aspergillaceae
Product: putative proline racemase
Exons: 1
Coding region: 1-1206 (401 amino acids)
Molecular function (GO): hydro-lyase activity
Source: RefSeq, a predicted model, not a curated record